GGGGGGGGGGGGCGGCGCAAUCUUCGCCAGCGCGUGCCCCGCAACAUUCGCGGUGUUAUUCCUGUUGGUGGCGGCGGCCCCCGAAGUUCAAGCUGCGCGCGCGAACGGCCUGGACACCGAGGGUGACAUCGCACUGCUGGAACCCAGUCGGCUUGAAGGACUUCUUGGACGGCGUCAGGAGACAAAGUUAAACGUUUCGGACGCAAAGUUCACGGUCAAGCUGACUCCAGGGCACACGGGCCUGUGGCUCGACGAACAUGGAAUCGCAUACCAUGUUCAGCCUGGCGGGCAAGCGGCGUUGCUCGGCAUAACGGUCGGGGACCGCGUCGUCUCUGUGGACCGCGAGCUCUUCGCACCUGGUUUGUGGUUUUGCAGGAGAGCGGGCCGAACACAUUUCAGUUUGGCCAUCAACAGACACAGGUGGUCGCCACUGAAGCCAAUCUUGAGAGUCAUCACGUUGCUUUCUCAGGUAGGAUCUCUCGUGGACAUGUCAGCCAGGCUGCUCUACUCGCUCAUGACGAGCGAUGAGAGCGUUCGCCAAGACCCGCAUCUGUAUCUGGCCAGCCCCGUGGCGCUUGCGCUGUUUGGCGUAGUUACCGCGUCGACCGAUUUGUUGUGGGUCCAUGAUAGCAUGAUGGUCCGUUUUACAGGCAUCGGGUCUUUCUUUGCAAUUGCGAGAACGAUCGCUAACAUCGGGGUGGCCUUGGGGAUUUCGAGACUCAGGGAAUCUGGACAAGGUGGCAACUUCUUGCGGCCAGUCGAUAUGGGUUUGUGGGCGAACGUUGUCAACGUGUCCAUGCUGGCGGGGUGCAUCUUGAUGGCUGGUGCUGUCGUGGCUUCGCAAAUGUUCUACUUCGGCUUCCCGCUGACUGCCAGCCCAUGGGUCAUCUCUCGGCUCAACCAAGCUGCUCUUUUUUGCAGCUUUGCCUGCGCCGUUACGACUUCCGCCGAUGCCGUCGGGAAGGAGCUGGAGGAGCUCGUCGAUGUGGACUGCGACGCGGCCGACUUCACGGAGCGCAUCCACUGCCCGAUUGUGGAGUUCAUGGGGAAGAACCGCCGUAGUUUGUCGAAACUUGGCUUGCCGUUAGCACUGAUGGCGUCGGCUUCGGCCUACGACUUCAUGAGUUACCAACUCGUCACCCUGGAGAACGGUUGUCAUUGGACUGGGAGGCAUGGAGUAAGCCGUUUGUGUGUAUGGGAAGACAGGCUGGUCACGCGGCUGUAUCUCCUUCAUGCGGUGGUCCACAUGGCCGGCGUUUUGCUCGCCUGCGGCGCCGCCCCACUUCGCAUCUCUGGAGCAGUAGCCACUGCGCAGCGCAAGCUGACCAAACUGCGCAGCCAGAGGCCCCACCUCCACGCUCAGAUUGAGACCGUCGAAGCGGUAAUGGCUCAGGAGAACGACGGGCAAGGCGUCGGCGUGUCGAUCGAGGGCGCUCUUCUGCUGAACAAGUCGCUGGUCCAGAAAUGUUUCGUGACCAUGGUUGGCGCGGCUGCGUUGCUCCUGUCCUUCACGAACAAGUUGCUGGGAAUACGUGAAGGCCCCCAGUGAAAUUCUAAACGCUUCGCGUACCCCCACGAGCCCGUCCAGAAAUGCGCCCCA
Messenger RNA from Prorocentrum cordatum, 1600 nucleotides. The record is from the annotation of a GenBank genome assembly. NCBI's taxonomy places the organism in Eukaryota, Dinophyceae, Prorocentrales, Prorocentraceae.